AUGUGUCACGAAGACGAGGGAAAUCAAGCUCUGAAGGACCCCUGCACCGAGAUGAACUGCACCUAUGGCAGCACCUGCGUCCAGUCCUCAGACGGCCUGUCCGCUAAGUGCAUGUGCCCCCUCGGCUGUGAGGGCAAAGUCAAUAAAACGGUGUGCGGCAGCGAUGGAAAGGACUACCGCAACAAGUGUGAGCUGCACCAGCAUGCCUGCAAGACCCAGAAGAACAUACGAGAGCAAUUCCAGGGGCCCUGCGCAAAACUGUUCAGAGUGGAUACUAUCUCCAGCAAGCCCAUCAUGGUCACUCCGCCGGAGUCGUGCCCCCCAGAUGACGAGCCUUUGUGCGCCAGCGACGGACAGACUUAUCCCAGCGAGUGCGCCAUGAUGGCAACAGCCACUCAGAAGGGCAUCAAGCUCAGGAAGAUCCACGCCGGACAAUGCAGAUGGCUGGAGGAGUGCAAAGAGGAGUGUAUGUUCAACGCCGUGUGCGUGAUGGAGCAGCUGAGCGCCCGCUGCUCCUGUGACCCCAUCGACUGCGACGGCGCCUACAAACCCGUGUGCGGGAGGGACGGACGCACCUACUCCAACGACUGUCUGCGCCGCAAAGCAGAGUGUGUGAGCAGGAGCCUCAUCUCCGUCAAGCACCCGGGGCCCUGUGGUGAGUGCAGAGGGAGGAUGGUUCCUUUAGGCGGAGGGGGUGGGAGGUGCGUCACUCAGUCUGUCUGUCUGUCUAUGUCCAUGUGGCUCUCUCCCCUGGCUGUCUGGCUGCAGGUGGACUGUGGGGUCACCCAGCGGGCGACCUCAUCAAGCGGACUCUGA
Messenger RNA from Menidia menidia (Atlantic silverside), 816 nucleotides. Lineage: Eukaryota; Metazoa; Chordata; Actinopteri; Atheriniformes; Atherinopsidae. The record is from the annotation of a GenBank genome assembly.